AGAAAAACUAACUCGACAACAUGCGAGUAGUCUUCAUAUUCGAAAUAUGUCAGAGGGUCUUGUCAAGCCGAGCUCAGAUUGUGGAAAUGGAGCUGAUACAAGUAAUCUGAGAAAUGAUGCUGGCAUGUUGCCAUUGGAAGUCAUUGAUAAUGCUGUCGGCACUCAAAUAAAGAUCUUGCUAUCUAAUAAUAAAGAGUUCCAGGGCACCUUAAUCGGGUUUGAUGACUUUGUGAACGUUGUGUUGCAAAACGUCACUGAAGUUGAUGCCAACGGUGAAAAGGGUAGACUUAUCGAAAAAAUGUUGUUGAAUGGGGCUCAAAUAGCCAUGUUAUGCCCGGCGUGAGUCGAGCCAUGUGCGAAAAGAACAAUUUUGAAGCUUGUGGAUCGCUUCUUAAGGUCCCUUACUAUGACAUCGUCUUACAAGGACUAGAAUGCCUUAUAGGCUCGGGACUGAUUUUAGUUUUGAGUUCAUUUGAUCAGCUGCUUUCAAUGAGGGCGAAUGGCCUGCAUC
Molecule: messenger RNA, 511 nt
Organism: Metschnikowia bicuspidata var. bicuspidata NRRL YB-4993
Lineage: Eukaryota; Fungi; Ascomycota; Pichiomycetes; Serinales; Metschnikowiaceae
Product: RNA-binding protein
Exons: 1
Coding region: 47-343 (98 amino acids)
Biological process (GO): mRNA splicing, via spliceosome
Cellular component (GO): Lsm1-7-Pat1 complex; U4/U6 x U5 tri-snRNP complex; U6 snRNP
Molecular function (GO): RNA binding
Source: RefSeq, a predicted model, not a curated record